UAAUAUCGGAAUAUUAUUGUCCACGUAAACGUACUGAAUAUCAGAGCAAUACACCUGUGAAGCGAUUAUUUUCGGGGGGAGUUUUGGUGGCAGGUUUUGGGAUUGCAUGUCUGUCACACCACGGAGGCCGAACACUGAAUCACAUGAUUCAGAAUCGUGCUCGAUUUAGUAAGCGAUUCUUCACACCGAGUCAUUCAGACAGCACGAUUCACUGCUAAAUGUAAACCGCGGGGAGGAAAAUGGUGGCGAGCACUCGUGUACAGAAGCUGCUCCGUCGAUACAAACUUGCCAUCGCCGCCGCUUUAACAAUUCUCCUGAUCCAAGGUCUGGUGGUAUGGAGUCUCCGGAGUCUGGAGGAAGGAGAGGCCGAGCGCAGGGAGCGACGGUCUAAGCUGCCUGAUCACAACAACCAGGAUGUGAGGAGAGACUCAGAAGCCAGGGGGCAGAACGCCCUGUCCGGUGGUUACCAUGGCUGGGGGAGGAAGCAUGACAUGGAGCGGUCUGUUGUCACUCGUCCCCUCAGGAAAGGGGGAAAGCGAAGACCGAAGCCCUCCAGGAUAGAAACGCAGGGCGUUGGAGCUGUAGAUGCCGUCGCCCCGUACGAUCCAUCCAGCAGCCGUAACUUCACUGAUACGAAGGGGCAGGAAGGAGGAAAAUUCCCACCAGGCGCUCAAGGAGAACCAGGGAGCGUCGACGGCGCACCCCAGGUCCCAAGCAAUGACUUUGUGCCCAGCUGUGAGAUCGUUGGGAAGGACGCUUUGUCGGCGCUGCACCGUGCUGGAUCACGCCAGUGCCGGCAGGAGAUCGCCAAUAUCGUGUGCAAACACCAGGCUGGAGAGCUAAUGCCACAGGCUUUACCUCAGUACUGCACACAGCAUGUCCUGUCCAGUGCCGGCCAGCAAGCUGACAUUAUAGACAGCGAUUUGUCCAAAGUGGAGAACCCAGUAAGGGUGGCGUUUGUGCUGAUGGUUCACGGUCGCGCCGUGCGGCAGCUGAAGCGGCUCCUCAAAGCCAUUUAUCACAAAGACCAUUUCUACUACAUCCAUGUGGAUAAACGCUCCAACUACCUGCAUCGUGAAGUUGUGCACAUGGCUGAGCUUUACUCCAACGUGAGGGCCACCCCCUGGCGCAUGGUCACUAUCUGGGGCGGGGCCAGUCUGCUAAAGGCCUACCUGCGCUGCAUGCAGGACCUGCUGUCCAUGCUCGACUGGAAAUGGGACUACUUCAUCAACCUCAGUGCCACAGACUUCCCCACCAGGACCAACGAUGAGCUGGUGGCUUUCCUCUCACAGAACCGUGACAAGAACUUCUUGAAGUCUCAUGGCAGAGAGAAUGCAAGGUUCAUUAAGAAACAGGGGCUGGACAGACUCUUCCACGAGUGUGAUAAUCACAUGUGGCGGCUGGGCGAGCGCACCAUCCCAGAGGGCCUGGAGGUGUCUGGUGGCUCCGACUGGUUUUCACUCACACGCCGCUUUGUGGAGUAUGUGGUCAGCUCCAAGGACGAGCUGGUCACUGGGCUGAAGCAGUUCUACACCUACGCCCUGCUCCCUGCCGAGUCUUUCUUUCACACAGUGUUGGGCAACAGCCACAUGUGCGACACGCUAGUGGACAACAACCUGCGAGUUACUAACUGGAACCGCAAGCUGGGCUGCAAGUGCCAGUACAAGCAUAUAGUGGACUGGUGCGGAUGCUCUCCCAAUGACUUCAAACCUGCCGAUCUCAUCCGAAUUCAGCAGCUGACACGGCCCACGUUCUUCGCCCGCAAAUUUGAAUCCACAGUCAACCAGGAGGCCAUUGAUAUUCUUGAUAGCCACCUGUAUGGGCACUACCCUCCAGGCACUGCGGCACUCAAGGCCUACUGGGAAAGCCUGUUUGAGCGUGAGGAGGGUGUGGGUACUCUCAGCGACGUGGCACUCACAGCCUAUAUGUCUUUCUUCAGACUUGGUCUCAUCAGUCAGAAAACCAUGCAUGAGGCCUGCAGGUUUGUGCCUGUUGGAUACCCCGUAUCUGUCCUCCUCUAUUUCUAUGAUGACCGUUUCCAGGGUUACCUGGUGCGCCAGGAGGCGAAGAGCAUGGCAUCUGGGAAGAAGGAAAUGCUGGAGGUGUGGGUUGUACCUCAGGCCACACUACAGCUAGAGAGCAACCUGAAUGAGUUUGAGAGGCUAAAGAACCUUGAGGUGGGAACAGAGUGGGACCCCAAGGAGAGAAUUUUCCGGAACUUUGGUGGCGUGAUGGGCCCUUUGGACGAGCCAGUGGCGGUGCAGAAAUGGGCUCGUGGCCCCAACCUCACAGCCACCAUAGUGUGGAUUGAUCCUGCUCAGGUGGUAGCAGCGUCUUACGACAUCAGCGUGGAUGUAGAGGCGGAGUUUACACAGUACAAGCCGCCGCUGCAGCGUCCUCUCAGGCCGGGAGCAUGGACGGUCCGUGUGCUGAAGCUAUGGGAGCGCGUGGCCGAAGCUCACUUUCUGGUCAUGCCUCUGGCUUUUAAAGGAAAGGAGCCGUUUCGCAAAGAGGAACACAGCUGGCUGCAUGCAGGUCCUGCAGGCAACAUUUACCUGGACCAGGGCUUCCAGCAGCUUGCUCAAGUUCUGAAGCUGCCUCCCAUGGAGUCUGCCCUGGAGGAGUCUCAGAAGAAGGCCUCUCUGGUGGGCAAGGCUCUGGAGGGUUGGGUGGACAGCUUAGUGGGUGCCUUCUGGGUAACUGGAGGUAUGUGUUCCACUCAGACCUCCCUCUGUCCCAGCGUACAGCUGUGUGCCAAGACUAGCUGGAGCUCUUUGUCCCCAGAUCCCAAAUCUGAACUCGGUGCGGUCAAAAGCAACGGCCGCAUCAGGUAGCCCGAAAGAUUUGGACUGAACAAGGGUGAGAACACUAAAGUGAACCACAGGGGAGAGGAGGAGCCCCUGGGAGUGAUGUUUACGGAAUAUGGGUCUCUCGGAUCAUCCCACUGUUUUCUGCUCAAGGCACCUUUGUCUUGAGGAUUGGUGUUGGAGACAAUCUAAGAGAAGAAUUAAUUGACAUUUGCACAUGAGAACUUUUUAUAAUUUUAGAGAAUCAUUGUUCAUAAACGUGUGUCCAUAGGCAGUCUUGAUUUGACUGGAUUGAUGAUACAAAGCCCUUAACCUCAACUUCUUUUUUUUAUUUUAUUUUUUUUUAACUUUUUCUUCUUUUUUUCUCCUAUUUUCAGAAAAAAAAAAUCAGAAAAGUGCACAUUUUCUUCUAUGUAUACAGUAAUUGUCGCCUUUUUUUAAUGUAAGUUUUACUACCUGUUGAAGGUCAGUCUAUGGAGUCGUGCAACCCAGUGGUUCUCAUAGUUAAGGUGUGUGAAGCGUAGCCAGGGGUCAGUGAGUCACUUCUGUUAUUUUGUUUUAUUUUGUGUUGGAAAUCACAACCCACCAUUAUGAAAGCUGUUUGUAUACAUUAUAACUGUGUUCUUAUUGUUCUUAGCCAGUUUGAUUGGUUAGAUGAAUUAAGUAGGUUUUAAUCCAUUCUCAAUAACUCAAAAACAAGUAGGUCUAUACCUAAUGUUAGCAAAGACCUAAUGUGUGUUACAGGGUUCCCUGGCUGCAAAAAUUCUAGCCUGUAAUUUUUUAAUUUAAUUAAAUUUUUUUUUUAAAUUGUUUUGAUAUCCAAACUUCAGACGCCGACUGAUUAAGUGCACUUUACUGUAAGCGAACUGUCUGAAUUACAGACUAGGUGGAGCUUAUGCAGUCACUCUGGAGAUCAAAUGAUCAAUGGGUCCAUUUAAGGAUAUUUCAAGUGCUGCUUAUAGAGUCACACUUUCACCAUGUGAAUCGUGUAGAGUUUGGGAAAUGAGCAAAACGAACAAACGCCACCAAAUAUCCGUCCAUCAGAAGAAAAAAAAACUGUUGCGUGUAUGUGUUUGGUAAUGCUGUGACUGACUCCUAUGUGUGUUUUUGGUAUGGCUUCUUUUGCAACGAUGCUGUAUAGAUUUAUAUAGUUUACCACUGCGUUGUUUUUAUUAUUAUUAGAAUUUUUUUUUUCUCAUUUAAAAGCUAAAGGUGCUGCACAAGCACAUGGGUGGCAUCACUAGCAGCUGAAUGAGCUGACCCUUCUGAUGAUUAGUGGAAAGACAGCUUUUUCAUUGUCUUGCUCUCUAGAUGUAAAUGCCAUGAAGGCCAGAUCUGCCACUAUUUCAUGAUCGUUGGCCAUCUUAUCUGUAAUUCCUAAAGGUCACAUUGUCCUAGACACGGACGAUCACACAGGCACCUUGGUAUGUGCCCGUUUUAUUGCAGAGUUAUAAAAGGAAGCUCCUGAGUAAUACAGUUUAUUACUGUUUCUAAAUCUUAGUUAUGUGCAUAUAGGUUUCUGUUUCAGCCUGCAAUGCAGUGCAUCCUCAUGGUGAACAGUUAAGCGUAUCAAUGAAGUAUGGCAUUGUUCAUUUGUCCUAUUGUGUCAUAUGGUAUUUUAAUUUUCUUCAAUGUUUGCACAAGCUUUUGGUUCUGAGUUGGGAAUCCAGUGGUGGACAAAUCAUAAAUCCUUUAGCUAGCCCAGCAGGCAAGUGAAAGUUCUAAUGUCAUGAAUUGACCUAUGAUUUGGUCCAAUUGUGUGAAUGACUAUGCUAAAAAUUGGUAGCCAACGUAAUCUAAUAAAGUAUGGCCAACUAGUUAAGCGCAUUAAUCCAAACACAAACGAGAAUAUAUAAACUCCAACUCGCCCAUAGUAAUCAUCCUUAUCCUGGUAAUUAUGUCUGAAGUGGCACAUCAAAAAGUCAGCAAGUCGUUUGGUCAGUGUUUUCUCUUUACGUCGCAGAUAAGAGAGAUCAUUUGAGACUCGAGUGCACGUAGUAAGCAGGAGAGUUAUGCUGCAUUUUUCUAUUUGAAUGAUUUUGUCAGGGUUUCCACAGAUCUGCACGUUUCUGGUUCUGAAGAGACCAUCCGUAUAUCAUCCAUGCAUACUAAUUUAUUCAACUACUGAAACCUGAUGUGUGUAGUGCAGCAGGUGGUGGCAUUCAGAAUGAGUAACACGCACUGUAGUUACAGUAUUAAGGUGUCAUGCCACCGAUUACAUUUUGUUUAAAUAAACGUACCAAAUAAAAACAUUUUUUUUGCGAAAUCAAUAGUGUUUUUGUUUUGGAUUUUUCCCUCUAGUUGUUGGAAUGAGAAGGGAAAAAAAAAAAACACUAGUGGCGGCUAUGAAUAAAAACUAAUAGCCUAUACAUGUCAUCAUAAUCAUCAUCUUCUGGGAGCACAGGCUUGUGAUUUGUCCACUUAUGAGAUGCAUUACUGAAUCGGUCAAACUGGCUUUUUUUGCCAAGCCAAUAAUGAAUAAUGUUAAUAAUAGUGUUUUUUUUCUUCUUCUUCUUCUAAACUAAUAUUUCAAUUGGUUGUGACUUUCUGUCUUUACACACUUGCUUCAGAGAAGCCUAUUGUUUUAGAACAAUAAAUGGUCUGUGUGUGUAAAUGUAUACAUACAUAUCUAUAUAAAGUGGUGCAUUGUCAGAAUCAAUGGAUUAUUUUUGUAUUUAUAAUUCCUCCUGGAGAGGGAGGUCAUAUUUUUAUGUUAGUCAUGUCAGGAUCACUGCUUCACUCUAAUGUUUCAUGAACCUUGUUGUGCAUUAUCUGUGUGUCAUGAAAUGGGACCUCGAUUGGAGUUGUUUUCUAGAGUUUUAAAAGACAUUGUGUUGAGUGGCAGAGAUCGCUUCACUGUCAAGACAAGUGUUUGGAGAAAUAUGGUGAAGUUGAAGAGCAGAGAUGUUUCUGUUCCAGGCACAAUAAAUAUGAACUCAAUGGUACACUGUGAUUGUUUGCUUGCCGUUAUUGCCUCAACUAUCCCUUGCUCCAGACUUCAGUGUUUUCAUUUUAACGUUUGUGUCUGAACGACUUGGAAAUACUUUGAUUUACGACUUGCGGUAAAGAUGUAAAUAUCUUUUCUGAAUAUGCAUCUACAUUUUUGUUCCAUUGUGAAAGCAUUUGUCACGGUAACGUGUCUACAAUGACAAAAUACGCAAGUACGCCUAGGCUAAGACACACUGGUCUUUUACACUAAUUUAACCUAAUAAAGCCAAGAUCAUUUUAUUUAUAUGCAGAGUCUCUAGAUGUUUACUGAAAAGGUCUCAAGUUCUCUAUUGAAAUCGUUGUGUAAUAGAUCACUGCAAUAAGUCCCUGCUGUACCUAGAAAACAUAUAAACCUUUCUUCAUUCUUUGUAUUGUGUAACCUGGAUUUAGAUGAGCAGGCAGAAAUUAUCGACCAUGGAAAAAAGUGCAAUAAUAACAUAUUGAGCUGUUAUUUUGGGUAGCACAAUCUUAGGGACUGUGACGUGCUUGUUGGUGUCAGAUGGGCUGGUUUGAUCAUUUCAGAAAUUGCUGCGCUCCUGCAAUCUACACAC
This is a messenger RNA of Ictalurus furcatus (blue catfish), 6346 nucleotides long. RefSeq names its product xylosyltransferase II (gene xylt2). The record is from RefSeq and is a predicted model, not a curated record. The transcript is spliced from 11 exons. Gene Ontology annotation, biological process: chondroitin sulfate proteoglycan biosynthetic process; heparan sulfate proteoglycan biosynthetic process. Gene Ontology annotation, molecular function: protein xylosyltransferase activity. NCBI's taxonomy places the organism in Eukaryota, Metazoa, Chordata, Actinopteri, Siluriformes, Ictaluridae. Gene Ontology annotation, cellular component: membrane. The coding region runs from base 240 to 2834 and encodes 864 amino acids.